Molecule: messenger RNA, 1897 nt
Organism: Sinocyclocheilus anshuiensis
Lineage: Eukaryota; Metazoa; Chordata; Actinopteri; Cypriniformes; Cyprinidae
Gene: myl6
Product: myosin, light chain 6, alkali, smooth muscle and non-muscle
Exons: 6
Coding region: 101-556 (151 amino acids)
Cellular component (GO): myosin II complex
Molecular function (GO): structural constituent of muscle; calcium ion binding
Source: RefSeq, a predicted model, not a curated record
UCGUGAAUAUAGCGGUGUAGCAGAGAGUGUUCGCCCAUACUGUAAUUCACACAGCGCUCGCAACGACGCUCCCUCCGCUCCAUCCUCAAACACUGCAGUCAUGUCUGACUUCACUGAGGAUCAGAUUUGUGAGUUUAAGGAGGCCUUCCUCCUGUUUGACCGAACAGGAGAUGGGAAGAUCAUGUACAGUCAGUGUGGGGAUGUGAUGCGUGCUCUGGGGCAAAACCCUGUCAAUGCUGAGGUCCUCAAAGUCCUGGGCAACCCCAGUAAUGAAGAUAUGAACAUGAAAAUGCUGGACUUUGAGCAGUUCCUGCCCAUGCUGCAGGCCAUCGCUAAGAACAAGGAUCAGGGUUCCUUUGAGGACUUCGUGGAGGGGCUGCGGGUAUUUGACAAAGAGGGAAAUGGAACGGUGAUGGGCGCCGAGCUUCGACAUGUCCUUACUACACUGGGUGAGAAGAUGACAGAGGAAGAGGUGGAGACGCUCUUGGCAGGACAUGAGGAUGCUAAUGGGUGUAUCAAUUAUGAAGCAUUUGUGCGCCACAUUAUGGCUGGUUGAGGAGAGGGUACGGAUGGUCCUGUUUGUUUUUACUCAUUCUUGUCUCCUUCAGCUCCCUCUCUACUGCGUCCCCUGGCUGUAGCGUAGCAUGUAGCAUUUCUGCAUGUGCAUAGGCGUCUCCUGAAUCCCACUGUUGCCAUGAUGAUGCUAAAUUUGCUGGUCACCCUGAUGCCAACUUCCCCCAAAACAACCCAUUACCCUUUAUUCUAAAAUACAGUGUUAUAACUUCAAUAUUGUAUAUUCUCAUCCCUUUUGCUUGCAUUAGUUCUAAUAGGCCACAUACACACUGCAGCAAAAAAACAGUUAUAAAUCCACUUAAUAUGCUCUGUACAAAGCUCUUGGUCAUUUACGUGAAUGAUAACUAAUUCAUUUCUGUUUUUAAAUGUGAUAGUCACUCCUAAAUCUCUGCAGUGUGUAUGCAGCCACAGAAUAUAUGGCAGCUGAUGGUAUUGUGAAAGAAAAAUUACUGUUAGCAUCAUAUUAAAGGUUAAAAUGGUGCUAGUGUAGUAGAUUCGGGCUUAAUAGUUAAAAAUACACAUUUUUCGAUUUUAGUCAAUUUCUCAAUUUGAGAAUCAAUCUUUUAGUCAAUGCUGUUUUUAGUUGAUGUGUGAACAUAUCAUCUUCUGUGGAAAGAUAUCAAUAAAACAGCUUGUAAACAAUAUGUAAUGUUACAUUUAUCUCUGAAAAGCCAUUCGACCAUUGAUCAAGCUAUUGACCUUUAAUAGUAAUGUACCAACUGACAAGCUUCCCUGUAUAGCUUACAGCAUUAGUUAUGAGAGUUUUUUUUCUUGAGGAAAAUUGACAUGCACUGUACCUGAUAUACCCCAAUGAAUCAACAUCAAAUUGAAUUUAUUCAAGACUGUUAUUAAAUCAAAUUGCAAGCUUGUGAGUCAUAAUCGUAAUCAAAUCGUGGAAAUUGUGUAAACACCCAGCCCUAUCCUUUAUUUUUGAAAUUCUGCUGUUACCUUAGGAGGGUUUGUAAAGAGGUGUAUUGUUAAUUCUAGUUUUCAGUCCUGUCACAUUGCUGUUCCUGCUUUCUAUCUCUUUUGUACUUGUGUAUUUAUUUGUUCUCCACAUGCCUAUGUAAGGUAUGCUAACUCAUUCAAAUUUCCUUUAGGCCUGGACAAUCUCUUUUUCCCUCCCCUUUUCAUUCAAAUCAUCCCAGGGCUUCUGCAUUUCACCUCCUGUUGUUGCCAGGAAAUGUUACUGAACUACAAAUGCAGUCUGUUGUUUUAGUGCGAUCUGUGGUUGUUUAUGGAUCUGGAAUUUCUAGAACUUAAUGUGUUGUGUCCAUGGCAACAUUUGCUGAUCUACUGGGUUGAAUUUUCUUGGAUCACUGCC